ACAGUGGAUUUGGCAUCGCGCAGGACAGGAGGACACCUUUUUACGCACGAGUCCCGCACGCGAUUUGAAGCAAUUUGGCAAACUCGUAUUUACAGAGAGGGAUCCUUGUUCACAUGGUGGGUCCCUUCAUCUGCACCUCGAGGAGAGCGCGCUGAAGUGCGAGCUGAUUGAAUGGUACCCCUACUCAACAUGGAUUACGGACGGACCAUGGCCCCCCCGGUACCCCCGCACAAUCCCACACAAACCCGGCCAGGGCAGGGGCAGGAGCGGCUGCUGAAGUGCGUCCUGCUCGGCGACGGGGCGGUGGGCAAAACCAGCCUGGUGGUCAGCUACACUACGAACGGCUACCCGACCAGAUACGUCCCUACUGCGUUUGAUGACUUCUCAGCUGUGGUUCAGGUGGAUGGAAACCCGGUGAGACUACAGUUGUGUGACACUGCAGGACAGGAUGAGUUUGACAAACUCCGCCACUUCUGCUACAGCCGGACUGACGCCUUGCUGCUCUGCUUCAGCGUGGUCAGCCCGGCAUCGUUUCAAAACGUCUGGGAGAAGUGGGUCCCCGAAAUCCGCCGCCGCUGCCCCCUUACGCCCGUCCUCCUUGUAGGCACACAGUGCGACCUGCGGCAGGACGUCAAAGUGCUGAUCGAGCUGGCGAGGCGGAGGGAGAGGCCUGUGCUAGAGGAGGACGCCAGGGCGCUGUCGGAAAAAAUUGGGGCGGUGAUGUACGUUGAGUGUUCGGCGCUGACGCAAAAGAAUCUGAAGGAGGUGUUUGACGCGGCCAUCGCCGUCGGGCUGAGGCAGUCUGACAGGAGAGCGAGGCGGGAGAGGAAGGUCCGCAGCACAGCCGACAAGAUGAAGAUGCUCUCCAAGUCCUGGUGGAAGAAGUAUGUGUGUGUCCAGUAGGAAGUGAGGAGACUCCUGGGACUGAUGAUGAAACUGGAACUGCUGACCUUUUGGGGGGGACUGGAUGUAAGGACUUAUUUUACGUUCACCUGGACGACCCCAGCUGUGGUAGCCAGAAUAACUUUAAUUCGGUGGAGGAGCAGCACAACAGAGGCAAAGUGAGCCUAUCGGAGCUGGAGAGUUGUUGCAGAAAUCAUCUCUGUUGGUGCCCAAAAGUCAGAGACCCCGAGGCUGUAACCAACGUCUGCUCCUCAGAGCCAGUCUGAACUGUUAAAUAUGACUGUGACCUAGCAUUCAACCAAAAAAGAUGGAGCUAAUAAAGUUUAAUGGCACAUACCAUACUGGACAUGUCCAAAGGAAACAUAAGCUGACUUGGAAGGGGAGGUUUCCAGACGGUGAUGUUAUGUACUAAAAGUGUACUCCUCCCAUGUGUCUGAUUGUAUGCCCUUCUCUAACAAAGUAUAUUAUUUUCUAUGUUUUACACUGUAAUUCCCCAACACUUCUUACACAUUUAUUUAACUAAAAUCAGAACAUGAAGUUCAUGUAAACUAGCUUCAAUCCCCAAUCAAAGAUGCAAUAAUUCUACAGUUGAGAGACAAAGCCAAUCCUGCACCCUGUUUCCUUAAUCAGAAGCAACUCCAGUGACCACACAUUUGUCUGGUCAGCAACUCUUUUGGAUUUCAAUCAAAUGUAAAUGAGUAUAAAUUAUUUUUAAAUCAGAUUUUCUUGUGGCGUUCUCUACACCAUGUCUGUGCCACAUGUUGAAGUGUUGUUACAGCUGUCACACUUUUAGUCCACGACACAGUUAGAGGUCUGUAAGCACCUCACCAAUACACACCUUCUACAGUACAUUAAUGCCAUCAAACAUUAACAGAGGAAACCUACUGAUACCUAUUGAUGUUGUUUACCCAAUCUAUUCUGGAUAACACACGCCUGUUCUUCAGCUUUACCUGAACUGUUAAAAAAAAAGAACUUUACUGGUUUACAAGGUUGCUGCAAUAAAUUGGGUGGUGCCGCUGUUAAUUGCACUUAUCGCACACAGUCCAAACACACCACUGAAUUCGCCAUGCAAUGGCUUUUGGAGCAGUGGUGUGGAUUAGAUAUAGAGCAAUUUAACCCAUCUGUGGAGAUUUAGAUGUAGGUUUACUCAGUGUCACUGAAACAUAAGUGGCUGAUCUGCAUGUUCCCUGCACCGCCCACCAGUUCGGAUGAUCACAGGGUCUCUCUGUUAUUGCAGUCGUGGCCUUAAACAGAUAAUUAUUCGUCUUUCUCAGUCAGUAAAUUGGAGCGCUUUCCUCUUUCCAAAUUAUACAGUAAAUGAGGUGAAAUCACCAAAGAGACUGAUUCUAUGUUUGCUUCUUAUUUUUCAGAAGCCUGUCAUUCAGCUCUGUCUAUUUAUCUGUUCCUUCUGGGCCAAUAACUGAUCAGCAGCAAUACAGAGCAGAUGUAUGAAAUAUUGUACGUCAUUAUGUAUGUUACAUAGUAAUCAUUUAUGAUGUUUGUAAUGUCAUCAGGAUAAAUCUGCGUGUACAUAUAUAAGUGACUCAGUCAUUGGCUGUGCUGUCCAACUCUAAAUGGUACUUACAGUAUGAGUGUUUCACUUGGUGUCUGAUUUUUGGCCGGAGAGCAUUUUGUUGAGCUGAAUGAGCAGAACAAAAUAAA
Messenger RNA from Anoplopoma fimbria (sablefish), 2565 nucleotides. It is a transcript of the gene rhoub, whose product is annotated as ras homolog family member Ub. The coding region runs from base 172 to 903 and encodes 243 amino acids. Gene Ontology annotation, molecular function: GTP binding; GTPase activity. NCBI's taxonomy places the organism in Eukaryota, Metazoa, Chordata, Actinopteri, Perciformes, Anoplopomatidae. Gene Ontology annotation, biological process: small GTPase-mediated signal transduction. The transcript has 3 exons. The record is from RefSeq and is a predicted model, not a curated record.